UAACGGUUCUUCCCCGCAACAAUGAAACCCUAGCUCAUCCAUGCUCCGUUGCCCCGGUUGGCGUGACUUUCGAUUUCUCCCUCGAUUCCCUUUUCAGUUUACCCGCGCCAAGUGCUGGUCAUCUUCUUCGGCUGCCAUGGCUGAGGCUGUCCACACAUUCAAAUUUUCCUCCGCAUGUAGCUCCAUUCACUUCGGAGGAGCUUUUCGAAAGAAGUCCCAUUCCUUGCAUGGCGGUAGAUUCUUCCGAGCCGAGCCCAAGGAUUACAGGAUUUCACGGUUGCGAGAUUGCCAUGCGCAGGCGAGACAUGGGAGGUUGAAGGAGGCACGAAACAUUUUGAGGCAAAUAAUCGCUAAAGAAGGACCUUGCUCGGCUCCUUCACUUUGUGCAUUGCUGUGUGAGGGCUUCCAGAACUUUGAUUCUAAUAUCAUAGUGUGGGACAUGCUUGCAAAUGUGUAUGCGCAAUCAGAAAUGGCAAAUGACGCUCUCUUUGUUCUCAGAAGAAUGGAUGCCUUGAACAUCCAAGCUUCUAUAUCAACUUAUGACAGUUUGCUUUAUAGCUUGGAGAACAGUGAUAUUGUUUGUGACAUCUAUGAAGAAAUCAAAUUUCGUGGGAUUUCAUUAAGUGAAUUCACGGACAGUAUCUUCAUACGUGCUCUCUGCCGGCAAAAGAGGCUGCAAGAAGCAUCUUUUUUCUUCCAAUUGCUUCGUGAGAGGAAAGAGUUUAUCCCUUCCAUUGUUAUCUUAAAUUCUCUGAUUUCAGGAUUCUGUAAAGCAGGAUUUCUAGAAAUUUCGAUGUCAUUUCUUUCCAUGGCACUUAGAUAUGGGUUGAUCCCUGAUAAAUAUAGUUAUGCUCCCAUUCUUCAUGGCUUAUGCCUAAAGGGAUCUUUGGAGGAGGCUUUAGAUGUUUCAGUGAGAAUGGAGAGGGAUGGAAUUGAUCAUGACAUUGUGACUUAUAACAUUCUCAUGAAUGGGUGUCGCUUACACGGGCAUAUGAGUGAGGUCUAUUUGCUCAUCCAUGAGCUGUUUAUCAGAGGUCUUAAACCUGAUCUUGUUACGUACACUAUUUUAAUUACUGGACACUGUGAUCAGGAUAAUCUUGAAUAUGGAUUGAGGAUGAGGAAAGAUAUGAUGAAGCAUGGAAUUCGGUUGAAUAUUAUUGCCUACAGUGUGCUUCUAAAUGCUUUAUGCAAAAAGGGUUUUAUCAAAGAAAUGGAAAUGCUGCUUGAUGAGAUGGAAGAUAUUGGUUUGCAUAUAGAUUUAGUAGCAUAUUCAAUCCUUAUUCGUGGAUAUUGUAGUCUAGGACAUAUUGACAAGGCACUAGAAGCAUGUGAAGUGAUGCACUCUAAAAAGUUGAAUCCGAACUCAUUCAUUCACGGGGCAUUUCUUUCAAGCCUAUGCAAGGAAGGAAUGAUGGCAGAAGCUAAGAUAUAUCUGGAUAAUUUACGCUGUUGUGGCCAGUCCAUCGAUGUCAUUUUGUACAACAUAGUAAUUGAUGGAUAUGUUAAGGCAGGUAAUUUUAAUGGUGCUAUUGAGUUGUAUUACUUGAUGCUCAAGCAGGGAUUGACUCCAACUGUUGUAACUUGGAAUUCACUCCUCUUAGGCUUAUGCAAGACUGGUAGACUACAUGCUGCAAGGGAUUUUCUUAGAUAUUUUGAAAGUAAUGGAGUGUCACCUACUGUAGUGACCUACACUACUUUAAUGGAUGCAUUUGGCAAAUCCGGGCAUUUUGAUGUGAUGUUAGAAUUGCUUGAUGAGAUGAUUGGAAAAGAGAUCACACCAAAUGUUGUCACUUACAGUGUAGUCAUGAAAGGGCUCUGCAGGAAUGGAAGGCUAAAUGAGGCUGUUAAACUGCUCAAGGGUAUGAAUGAAAUUGGUUUAGAAGCAGAUGUUAUUACUUAUAACACUAUCAUACAGGGUUUUUGUGAAGUAUCUAACUUAAAGAUGGCUUUUCAUGUUCUGGGGGAAAUGUUGGAGCAUGAUGUUUCACCCACUUCUGUUACUUACAAUUUGCUUAUCAAUGUACUUUGUCUGAAAAGAAAACUUGAAAAUGCAGAACAUUUGCUGGAUGAUUUGUUAGCGAGGGGAGUCUGUUUGCGGAAGUUUGCUUACAGCACAGUAAUUAAAGCACAAUGUGUGAUGGGAAUGCCAAAAAAAGCCAUUCUGCUCUUUGAAAGAAUGGCAAGAGCUGGGUAUGAAGUUUCAAUCAAGGAUUAUUAUGGAGCAAUUAAUAGAUUAUGUAAACGAAGUUUUGUUGGUGAGGCAAUUAUAUUCUUCAAUAUGAUGCUACAGGGUGGUAUCUUACCAGAUCAAGAACUUGCUUAUGUCAUGGGCAGUGCUCUCCUAAAAAAAUAUUACCUCUUUUCAUUCUUUACAUUGCAAACAAUGAUGAUAAAACUUGGUCUUCAUUUCUUUCACACCGUAGAAGGAGGUUUGAAAGGGAAACAGGAGUCCGAGUAAGACCAUGGAAAUUGGCUAUCUGAACAAGGUUGCAAUGAUCAUCCAGGAACAUGAUAGCUUGUUGUCACGCCAUCUGUUGGAUACCAGGUGUCCUUAAUUGAAUCAUUCUAUGGAACAUCAGAAGAUGUGCUUAAUUCACUCAGGUGUGUAUUAUAAGAAGGCAUCCAAUUAAAUAUUAUCAAGCUCACUAGAUUCUAUCUUUUGAACCUAAGAUCUUACGAGUACAAUGUAUCAUAUGCAUAGUUUAAAAUUGCGCAAUAUGAGGCUCGCCUUGAGGCCCGCCUUUGCGCAAUUCCAGUAAAAAACGCCUCGAUGAUUA
Molecule: messenger RNA, 2777 nt
Organism: Dendrobium catenatum
Lineage: Eukaryota; Viridiplantae; Streptophyta; Magnoliopsida; Asparagales; Orchidaceae
Product: putative pentatricopeptide repeat-containing protein At1g13630
Exons: 3
Coding region: 41-2458 (805 amino acids)
Molecular function (GO): protein binding
Source: RefSeq, a predicted model, not a curated record